This is a messenger RNA of Musca vetustissima, 690 nucleotides long. RefSeq names its product clathrin light chain (gene Clc). Gene Ontology annotation, molecular function: structural molecule activity; clathrin heavy chain binding. The transcript has a single exon. Gene Ontology annotation, biological process: intracellular protein transport; clathrin coat assembly; clathrin-dependent endocytosis. Gene Ontology annotation, cellular component: clathrin coat of coated pit; clathrin coat of trans-Golgi network vesicle; synaptic vesicle membrane. Bases 1 to 690 code for a protein of 229 amino acids. The record is from RefSeq and is a predicted model, not a curated record. Lineage: Eukaryota; Metazoa; Arthropoda; Insecta; Diptera; Muscidae.
AUGGAUUUUGGUGAUGAUUUUGUAGCCGCCCCCACCAGCACCUCAGCCGCAGGUGAAGAAGUUGAUCCAGCUGCUGAAUUUUUGGCCCAAGAAAAAGCAAUUCUUGGCGAUUUGGAAGCUGAAAUCAGCGGCAGCACCACCGCUAAUGUCAUUAAAACAGCCGCUGCCGUCUCCGAUGAUGCGGGCCUCUUGGGUGGUGACAUCAACGAAUUGGCCGGUAGCGGUGGCAGUGGUGGCCUUGAAUCCUCCACCGGUAGCUUUGAAAUGAUCGGCGGUGAUAACAAUGAAAUUAAUCCGAUUUCUGGUCCACCACCAUCCCGUAUUGAACCGGAAAAAAUCCGCAAGUGGCGUGAGGAACAACAGCAACGGCUCGAAGAGAAAGAUCGUGAAGAGGAACGUAAAAAGGAGGAAUUGCGUCAGCAGGCCAAAAAGGAGUUGGAAGAUUGGUUGCGACAAACCGAGGAGUCAAUUGCCAAAACAAAAGCCGCCGCUCGCAAUGCCGAAAAACAAGCGGCUGCCUUGGAAAAUGGUGGAGCCAUGGAACCGGGCACCGAAUGGGAACGCAUUGCCAAGCUGUGUGAUUUCAAUCCCAAAGUUAAUAAGUCCGGCAAAGAUGUGUCACGCAUGCGUUCCAUUUAUUUACAUUUGAAACAAAAUCCCAUACCUGUUAAGGCUGCCCAGAAGGCAUAA